AGGAGCUUGACGUGGAAGCUAAAACCAGGAGCCCCUGUGGAGUGACUCGCACAGUGAAGGACUGCUCUGCUUCAGGUCACAACUUUAGCGCUGAUUGAUGUGCGCAGACCGCAAACUGUGAUCCGGGUUCAGAGCAAAAAGGGCCUGAAAAACUUCCUUAAGAGGGAACCAAAAGUGCAGAACAUCAUGAUGAUUAAACCAUAUGUGAGACUAGCAGAGGGAGAGGAGGUCAUCAGCCCCCUGCAGUGGAUGGAUGGAGAUGUGAGCUCACCGGACGGGAGCGCCUCCGUCCCAGCACACCACUAUGGCGCCGGCGGAGCGUCCCAGCAGAACAGAGAGAUGGGAAGUGAAGAUGCAGAGGAGGAUGAGGAGGAUGCAGAUGAAGGACUGGAGGAUGAAAAUGAAUCCAGGAGACGUGGGCCCAAGAAAAAGCGAAUGACCAAAGCCCGGCAGGAGCGCUUCCGUGCCAGACGUAUAAAAGCAAACGCCCGGGAACGCUCGCGCAUGCACGGCCUAAAUGAUGCUCUGGAGAACCUGCGCAGCAUCAUGCCCUGUCACUCCAAAACGCAGAAACUGUCCAAGAUCGAGACGCUGCGACUGGCCCGCAACUACAUCUGUGCUCUGUCCGAGGCCCUGGAAGCAGGGCUUUCCACCGAGAGCAGGGCUUUCAUGGAGACACUCUGCAAGGGGCUUUCUCAGCCCACUACCAACCUGGUUGCCGGAUGUUUACAGAUUGGAUCAGGUCCUGGUGCUGGGAUGAGACCUGAGGACAGACUUGGAGUUUGUCCACCACCUAAUCCUCUGGGAGGCAUGGUGGGAUACACCUCUCCAGGCCUGCCGAGCCCCCCGUACGGCACCUACGACACGGCUCACAUGCUUCACCUGAGAGCCAUGAAAGGAAGGCAGAGCGAGAACCAUUCUCCGCCGGAGUAUAAUGCUGGAAGUGUGGGAACCCCUCCAUAUGACGGCCCCCCCACACCGCCUCUGAGCAUCAGCAGCAACAUGGUGCCCAAACAGGAGCCUUCCCCCCACUACCCACUGCCUCCACACCAGUACUCCCCCUCCAACGUGGACCAGGUUCUCUAUCAGACUCAGACCAGCUAUGAUGUUCACUUGGAGGGUCCAUAUGACUCCUACCAUCCACCGCGCAUGGUCCCAAGACAAAUAACCUCAGUCUACAGAGACUGAGAAGAAUCCAAUACACCAUUUCAUGAAUCACUCCAACCUGACUGAUUCCAAGCAAUGAACCCUUCAUGACCUCUUUAAAAGGGAUCUGUUAUGCAAAAUUCACUUUUUGAAUAUUUUUAUACUUUCGUUUGAAUCUCAACUGUUU
This is a messenger RNA of Xiphophorus couchianus (Monterrey platyfish), 1333 nucleotides long. RefSeq names its product neurogenic differentiation factor 4-like. NCBI's taxonomy places the organism in Eukaryota, Metazoa, Chordata, Actinopteri, Cyprinodontiformes, Poeciliidae. The record is from RefSeq and is a predicted model, not a curated record. The transcript is spliced from 2 exons. Gene Ontology annotation, cellular component: nucleus. Gene Ontology annotation, molecular function: DNA-binding transcription factor activity, RNA polymerase II-specific; E-box binding; protein dimerization activity. The coding region runs from base 187 to 1188 and encodes 333 amino acids. Gene Ontology annotation, biological process: axon development; camera-type eye development; positive regulation of transcription by RNA polymerase II.